This is a messenger RNA of Triticum turgidum subsp. durum (durum wheat), 225 nucleotides long. Lineage: Eukaryota; Viridiplantae; Streptophyta; Magnoliopsida; Poales; Poaceae. The record is from the annotation of a GenBank genome assembly.
AUGGGGAUCCACCUCCUGGCCUUCGCCUUCGUGCAGGUGUUCCAGGCCUCGGCGCCGCUGCUGUGGCCGCUCAACCUCUGGCUGCCCCGCCACCUCCCCCAGCUCUGCGCCGUCGUCUCCGCCGAGGUCGCCGCCCACGUCGCCUGGCUGCGCCGCGCCCACGCGAGGCGCUGCGACGACGACGACGAGGCCCGCCGCCAGGGGCUGCUCUACACCGUGUACUGA